CCACCGGUCCAGCUAUCACGCCAGCAACAGCCUGAGCCUGAGCCGCAGCCGCAGCGACAACCUGGACCUGGACCUCCUCGAAGUCGAAAUCCCCCGUUACCUUGGUGUCCCGGGUAUAGAAUUUACCGUGGUAACCGGUGAGGACGGGACGGACGUUGCGCGCCAAAAAGGUGAAAAGGAGCCAAGGCGUUCCUGGACGAGGGAAAAUUUGGUUUUGGUACCCUAGUGGAUGACAAAAUUCCUGGUAUCGGUGCACGAGGUGACGCAUUACCUUAGAGAGUGAGAGAGGCGUUUUAACAGUCGAGGGGAAUUAUGCCGUUAAUGGCACGUGCUCGCUAACACGAGGCAUUGGGAGGUGCACGGGGUAAAACGCGUCCUUGGGGGCGAGAAGAAGAAUCGCGAGCGAAACAACGGAUCUCCUCCCGGUCGCUUUAACGGCGAGAAGUCCUCCGAGCGUAAUGGACGAUUUUCAAAAGAAGAUGUGGAGAGCAUGACCGGGGAGAUCGAGAACGGCGACUUGGCGGUCCGAGACGUUGCGGAUCUCCUCCAACCGCAGUAUGCCAUCAUCACCGGCGGCAAGACCAGAGAGGGAUGUCCCGUAAUCACGUUUCCCGAUAAUGGCAACUUCCACAAUCUGACCGAUCUCGACUACCAACGUCUCAUGCUCUAUCUCACCUCUGUGCCAACCUUGCAGGAAGCCGACUUGGGGUUUCACCUGAUAAUCGAUCGCAGGACCGACAGGUGGAAUUCCGUGAAGACCGUUCUUUUGAAAAUUUCCGCGUUCUUUCCUGGCUUGGUACACGUGGCAUACGUCUUGCGUCCGGCCGGUUUUUUGCAGAAAGCUAUAUCGGAAGUCUCCUACAAGCUCUUCCGAGAGGAGUUCAAGUUCAGGGUUAUCGUUCUGGCGAAUGUCGGCGAACUCUACGACUUCGUAGACAAGGACCAGCUGACCGAGCAACUUGGCGGUGACUUGCCUUACUGCCAUCACACAUGGAUACAAAACAGGAUCAGCUUGGAGAAAUUCUCCUCGAUGACCCAGGACGUGUCGCUCGCCCUCGACUCGUUUACGAGGCGCUUAGCCGAGGUGGAGUUUCCUAAUAAUACCAUCGCUACCACCACGUUACUGAAUCAACAACAAUCGGAGUACAACGAGUUGAAGGAGGAAAUCCUCAGCGCUGCCAGACACGGCGAAGCAUUACUGGAUAGCGUAAGACAAUUGACCGGCAAAGGGACUGCGGAUCGUCUGGGGAACGUCGCCUCGGUCGAAAGGUUGCUCGUGCAGUUGGAGGAAACCGAGCGUACUUUCGACUUGUUCUGGUCGCAUCAUAGUUCUCGACUGAGGCACUGCUUGGCUCUGCGGCAGUUCGAGCAGGAUUUCCGGGAACUGCAGGCGAUCUUGGACCAGCACCUGAAGACCGUGGAAGAGAUGACCGAAGUGGGCGAGACUCCGAUCCGAGUCGAUCAGCUGAUCAGGGACACCUCGACUUUCCAGAGAAUCUGCAGGGGAGAUAUCGAUCGAGCCGAGGAGGUGAUCUCUGCUGGGCAACAAUUAUUGUCGGGGCGUCAUCAAUGUCCGGCAGAAGUUGUCGAGCCAAAAUGUGCCGAAUUACAGAGGGUCUGUACCAUCCUCAGCCAACGAUUGGAGAGGAGAUUGCAUACCUUGACGAAGUGCAGAGAACUGAUGGAACGAAUCGACAAGGCGAAUGCGUGGUGUACUCGAGGCGUGGAAUUACUCGCAGCCCAGAACAGUACGACACCUCCGGAUCAGGCACUGCAAGAGCUCCAGGAGUUGAUAGAAGCCGCGGAAGAGUUCCACCACCCAAGAUGUAUUUUCCAAGAUUCCAUAAUGCCGGAGACGAAAGCUCUAGUGACUCAGGUCCUGCAAAGAAUAGAGGAUGUGUCCUUGAUGUGCGACAAACGAAUCAUGGCACUGAAGCAGCAGCUGCUGAAACCAGCGAGGCCUGUUCAGACUGUGACACCGGAACCGGCCAAGCCGAUACAACCACCACCGCAAAUGGUGAAACCGGGAAAGAUCCUCAAAAAGGCUAACACCAUGCCGAAGAUGGAGAUGAGUCCAAUCGAGGGGGAGACUUCGUCGCCGGAAAGCGAACCUCGUGACGUGGAGGCUUUGCGGCUGAAACGCGGCCACGUUUUGGCAGAGCUCAUCGAAACGGAGCGCAUCUAUGUAGCGGAGCUUGGCUCGAUAAUUAAAGGGUAUAAGGCAGAGAUAACGAACGAGGCGAUGGCCCACCUGAUACCAGCCGCCUUGGUCGGGAAAGCGGACGUGCUCUUUGGAAAUCUCGAGGACAUAUAUUUGUUCCACGGAGAGACCUUCCUGAGGGACCUCGAGAAUUGCAUCUCCAACACCGAGCUGGUGGCCUUGUGCUUCGUUCAAAGGCGAGAAAUAUUCUUCAGGCUGUAUAGCUUCUACUGUCAGAAUAUCCAGAGAUCGGAGAGACUGCGCGAACAGAUCCAAAACGAGCCGCAAUUUCUCGCCGCUUGCCAGCAGAGAUUAGGCCAUAAACUACCGCUCGCUGCUUACCUUCUGAAACCCGUUCAACGUAUCACAAAGUACCAAUUACUUCUCAAAGAUCUCCUGAAAUACAGCGACGAGCCGUCGUGUUGCACGGAACUGCAGGAAGCACUGGAGUGCAUGCUUGUCGUUUUAAAGUGUGUUAACGAUAGCAUGCAUCAGACCGCAAUUACUGGUUUUGGGGGAGAUCUAAGUGCUCAGGGGGAACUCUUACUACAAGGUUCCUUCAGCGUGUGGAGCAGCAGCAAACGCGAACGUCUGCUGAGACUGAAGCCGUCUCAGCGUCACAUUUUCUUGUACGAGAAAGCCUUCAUAUUUUGUAAACACAGCAAACCGCAAGCGCACAACAAGGCGACCUAUCACUUUAAGAGAUACCUGAAGAUGUCGCAGAUCGGCUUGACCGAAUCCGUGAAAGGAGACGCGAGGAGGUUCGAAAUCUGGCUGCAAGGACGAGCAGAGGUCCACACGAUCCAGGCGCCCAGUAUCGACGUUAAGCAGUCCUGGGUUCGCCAGAUCAAAGGGGUCCUGAUGUCUCAGCUAGCAGAGCUGAAGGGAAAGCAGAACACCGCUCUUGGAAAGUCCAAUCACAAGUACGUGGUCGGGAUCGCCGGGCCCCUCCGGCAGACUAUCUCAUGGGAAGCACAAAGUGGUAUUUCAGGCUCGCUGCGUACACUAUCCGUGGACGGCAACAGCGUUAUUUCGCACAUCAGCGAUAUCUCUCAGUCGACCGAGGACGACGUGGCGUGGAGCUCCGAGAACAGCAACACGGAUGACGAGGACGCCUUUGGGGAGAAUCCUGGACCUGCUCCUGGUGGCAGAUAUCUCGCACUGGCUGAUUACUGUGCGGUGGGCCAGUCCGAGGUGACGAUGCGCGAAGGGGACAACCUGGAACUCCUGAAGGUAGGGUGUGCAGGUUGGUGGUUCGUCAAGCUCGUAGGAAGCAACGUCGAAGGAUGGGCACCUGCCGCUUACCUGGAGCCGAUGAGUCGAAAAACGUCCCGCAGUUCGCAGUCCGUUAACAGCCAAGAGGCCAUGUGAAACAGGCGUUUAACACACUAGGAUCACCUGGUGUGUUAGACCUGCCUCGUCGUCGAUCAUUUCCGUCUCUUCGAGCUCUGCAGGGACUCGUCUCGGUGAGCGUCCCAGUUUGUCAACAGUGCAAGAAGAUUCGAGAGCUAAAAGCACGACACAUCCUGAUGCUCUCUGAAGCACUUUUUCUCGGCGUGAGUUCUGUGAAUUGUCGAAAGACUACUUUGAAGUCGAGGACUGACACGAUAACGCUAGCUAGUGCGCUAGAGGAGAGACUAUUUACGGUUUCUCAAACUCGAUGGAGCUUUCUUCGAGAUGCAAGAUUAGAGGCUGCAGACCAAUAUGUCCUGGUUUGAAGACGAGGUUGAUGACCGGAAGGACCAUGGAAAUCUCUCCUACUAAUGUCCACCCAGGUCUGGACGAUGUCUUCUUCCCUGCGAAGGAAAACGACCAAGACCCAAAAACUGGGUGAGCUUUAUGCCGAAAACACGCACCCAAUAAAAGGAACCGCUGGAAACUCAGGUUGACGGUGAAUUGUACAAUCUUUAGAACGUUACACUCCAUGAGGUCGCAUUUAACGGUGCAGUAUGAGUUUUAGCGGUAACGCGAUGAACCUGAGCUUCGAGGCAACCCAGGGUGUCAUUUUUUGAUCGAGCUCAAUAUUAAAGAAGAAAAAAGACAGCUCACUGAAUUUACUGGGUAAAUAUUGCUCGCGUUGAUAACUUUUUAUUACAUUUGAGGCCCGGUUUUGGAGGUCACUGUAUGCAAAUCUACGCAUUUCUCUCGGGCGCGAAGAACGUCUUCGAUCUCUGAAAAUGAGCGUUCAUCGCGCGACUCUGUUUUCGGAAAUUUCCGCAAGCGGACGCUUGAUCAAACUCCGAAUUAGGUAUCGGUCAUAUUGCCACUUUAGGAGUUAAGGGAUAAACCAGAAAAAACCAUCGCGUUGUUCGACCAAAUAGCUUGGCGACAGUGCAUACUUUGCCUGUAAGCUUAAACCAUUAAUCGUCUAAGAGGGCGUCCGGACGUGGAAAGAUAUUCCGCGUUCUCGCGUCCGCGAUUUUUAAAACAUACACAGCUAACACCAAGUAUUAUGCAAUACAUUACAUUAACGAGUAAAUUGUAACGCGGUCGAGAACUUUCUAUAUAAUAACAUAGCGUACAGUGAGAAUAGAGGAAACAAUUCCACUCUUAGCUGAUCGCAUGAUGUAUCGGUGUCACGAGGAUAUCGGAUAAUCGCGGUACCUAAGCAAGUCGCGUUUCGUGCAUAUACAAUUGUCCCGCAAUGACAAACACUAGAGACGUUUUUUUAACGUUACGUGUAGGGUAUUUUAAGUUAGUUAAUACGGCCAGGUUUAAAUCGUUAUUUUGCGGUGGCCAUCCCGAGGUGUCGCCAUGUAAGCCGUGUCAAUUGGCGGAAAUAAUAUUCGGUGUUUCAAGCAUUUUAUCGAACAAUUUAUGAUUCAACUAAAAGACAUAACGCACUUAAGUUGUCGAGAUAAAUUAAUGUCUUGCGAAUCGCUUGUUUUCUAGUACUUGCCAGAUGACGGAACAACGCAUUAACGAACUGCCAGUUUUAUGACAUUCUAAACAGAAACUCCACGGAAAUUUCUUAGGGUAACGUCCACAUUUUUGUACAGGAAGUGUUUGUCAAGUUGCAAUAUCUGGGAGCGGUGAAAAUGCUCAGCAUUGAAAUGUUUCUUUUUAGUCGUAAACUUAGGAGUCGAGGAUUUUCUUCACGAUGUGUGUAUACAAUAAAUCCGAAAAAUAAUCAACGACGAGGAUAAAAUUAAUAUGAUGAUUAAAUUAUCAUAUUAAUGGUAAAUUUUUCCCGUUCAGUGAUUUAUUUGAUUGGGAAAGGUAGCGUCUGUUUAAUAUUUUUCAAAUGUCCAGUUUUGAUUAAUCUGAGCUUGCGUCGUCUUGUUCUCCGGCUUGAGGAAAUAAUUAUGCAAAUUCAUCCAUCUCGGAUUAUCGAGUAGACUUUUAAUACGAGCGAAAAGGACGACGAUUAAAUAUCCGGGAUACUUUUAGUCAGCGUACACGUAUAUAGACAAUAAUCUUGUCCACCGUUAAACGAUAUUACUCUCAACUCUUGGAAUUUUGUGCAGGAGCAGCAGCAGUUUGUAACGUUGAUCCUAGAAAAGAAAAAAAAGAGAAAAAGACCGCCACACUUCCCUCAGAGAAGGCGCAAAUAGAAGGAAUUUUCUGCAGUCAAAGUCACGCCGAUGCAAACUAACAAUUUCGACAGAAUUACAUUACACGCCCGAUGUAGAAAUUAGGGCUUGGAAAGGUUUAAACAACGUCGAUUCGUUUGCGAGCUCGAGCGUAAUUCGAUUCGCGGCUAAAGCUGAUUAAUAAUCAAAUAAAGGUUCCUUUUUGUCGUUCCUCGGGGAGAGAGAGAGAGAGAGAAAGAGAGAAAUUGUAGAUUCUAUUUUUACACGUGAAAACGCGCCAGAGUGAUUGCCGAAAAAACACUUCUAUUUGUAGCCCACCUAUGCAAACGACGACUCGUAGAAUUUCCGAAAUCCUCCUUAAGGAGGAAACUCGUUUCUUGAAUUUAGGUGCGCUCGCGAUUGAAUUAAGGACCACUGACAGAAAACGAUCUAAAUGUUCGACCGAAUAAAAGAAAAAAACAAAAAAUUACCGGUUAGUUAGACCAGGUAUUGUAAUCGCGUGAGAUAUAGAAACUCGACAUUUCGGGGAUUACCUUUAGACCCUUAAAUUCGAAAUGUCAUGUCUCGGGAAAGAUGCGAAGUGCCACGUAGAGAUAACUUGUAAAACAUAGUUAGUGCCUUGUGUAAAUAUCACCUGCCGUCAAAAUCACCGAUUCGGAUCUUUUCCGUAUGGAUAGAAAUUAGACAUUUUUGAGACUCCUUUUCGUCGGUAAUCGCGAUUUCGGACGCCACCUUUUGUAGAGAGAUGUUUCCUUUUUCCGGCAAUUGCUCCGUUUUCUGUGAAUGGUCCUGAAUCGCCGUUUUUAAUGGCGCUGGAUAUGAGAAUAUACCAAUCGGUAAUCGCGGGACAAACCUUCUUACGCGGAUCCUCGGAUAAUUACCGAGUUUGCAGUUAAAUUCUUGCACGUCAGCGCGCCAUUAGCAUAGCUACGUGUUCAUAGUACUUUACUUAGAAUUAAUUAAUAUCUAACAUAUUCCGACUUGCGUUGGGGGAGGACGCGCGCGUUAAGAGUAGUUAAGGAUCUGUACAUGAAACGUGAAAAUCACUCCUUCGGGAUGAGAGGAGGACUCCUUGAGCCCCUCGAUUUCCUCUCGCGUUUUAUUUUUUGGAGCGCAUUUACGUGUAAAUCCUUGUAAAUCCUUUACAGAGGCAAAUCGGAGGUAGUCCACUCGUAGAUUAGAGCGAUAGAGGGGUUGAAACGAUUGAAACGGACGACAAGAUCGUUCGCGUCUCGUCCACGUUUCCGGUUCCGAGUUUCGAGGGUACGGUUAAACUGUAUUAGUGCUUCCCUUCUUUUUCCUAAAGGAACGACGAAAGCGAUGGAUAUUUAUUUUCUGCAAUCUCUCCGUGAGGACGUGCGGUCGCGAUACAGAUGUACUAGGUGUAUAUUAACUUUCUAGUCCCUCCUACGAGGACGGCGGCGCUUUUCCGGGGGAUCUUCACCUACUCGUAGGUCGGCCCUUAAGGGAGUCGUCCUCUUUUCGAAUCUCUGCUUGGUCUGGCUUAGAUUCUUCCUCCCACUUUGGAGAUUUUGUAAAUUUCUAAUCAUUCGGGAACGGCGUCUAGGCGUGAGAUAGCGACGUUUAGGAUAUUUGCCCAUUAAGGAGAAUAUUUAUACCCUAAGAGGAGACCUUAGUUGCAAAUGAUCGAUUCGUAGGGAGUGUCGGAGAGAGUUUCUUCUCAACUUCUGUCCCGAAGUCGCUUCACUUUGCGGGGUAAUCGGUUUCCAUUUGCGACUAUUUAUACGCGCGAUUACCUGUAAGAGAUCGGUAGUAAUCGUCGACUCGGCUACCGACUCAAGGCGACGAGCAGGCGAUGGACUUCCCGAUGAGGAUAAAGUCUUUCCUGUGUAUCGAAAUCGAAGGCAAGAAUGUUUAAAGAGAUUUUUUAUCGGCGUUCACUCGAGCCCCCUUGGGUCGGGAACCUGGUGGAUGUUGAAAAGGAGGAAGAAACGCGUUAUAACUAUUAAGACGGCUAGAUAUAAUUUAUUGUAGAUAUCCUAGUACAAAGGAGAUUGUUUUUUGAUAGAUUUAUAUUAUUUAUACGGCAUGGCAGGCGAUAUGUUCGUUGAUUGUAUAUACAUAUGUACCGUCUAUUGUAUUUUGUACGUUGACUGGGUCAUUCGUUGUCGUCGAAACCAGUUGCCUUUGGAGUCGUAUCGUACUUUCAUCCGUUUGAUUCGACUUUGCGCACGUCCUGCAUAGACUCGCGGUUAAUGGACAGAGCCAGGCGUAUACCAUUGUCAAUGGGAAAUUGUUUAGCCCGGAUUUGUCGGCGAGCGAACGGCUAUUGGGAUCGUCCACGAAAGCCACAGCCUUCUUUCGACACUCGAAGCAAUCCCCUUUCUGACACCGGUCAGUUCUUUCUUCGCGAUUGGCUUAUCCGAAUCUACGGUCGACGUUUCGUCCUUACCGGUCUUGAAACGUCUAAAAAAUCAUAGAGAGGAAACUGAGCGCUCCCGUCAAGGGGAGAUCAAACCGGAGGGAGAGAAACGCACCGUAUGGCUUUAAACAUUUGGAGGGACUCUUUUUGUAUGGAUUUUAUCUACAGGACUCGUUUUACAGGGAGAAAGAGGGAAAUUGUAACCGAUUCUCGCGAUUAAAAAUGUCCACCGUGGAGAGGGUUCACCAAACGCGAAGGAGAGACUCUCCGGCGCGAAACGUUCAGAAGGAUGUGAUAAUUUGUUGAAUAUAAUUAUGCAAAAUGCAUUAGACACGUUAUUUCGUGAGCCCCUCCGAAGGGGAGUCUCUUGUAAUUGUUACAGGGGUAAGACAUGGCUUUGUAAAUAAAGGAUUACAGAAUUA
Molecule: messenger RNA, 8538 nt
Organism: Orussus abietinus
Lineage: Eukaryota; Metazoa; Arthropoda; Insecta; Hymenoptera; Orussidae
Product: guanine nucleotide exchange factor DBS
Exons: 18
Coding region: 491-3571 (1026 amino acids)
Biological process (GO): intracellular signal transduction
Cellular component (GO): cytoplasm
Molecular function (GO): protein binding; guanyl-nucleotide exchange factor activity
Source: RefSeq, a predicted model, not a curated record